AUGGUAAAAGUAGCCAUUUUCCCAAGAAGAAAAGAGGCAGAACCAGAAGCGCCACCAGCUGGAGAUACAGAGGAUCCUCAAGGAAACUCAAAAGCAUCAGGCAUUGGUGGAGCUCAAGGUCAUCUAUUAUUUCCUCCCAAUUAUAAGAACUGCUUUGAGUUCGUGAAGCUUGUAUCCAAAGCAAUGCUAGUUAUCCUCGGAUUAGGAUCGAAAAGGAUAAAGAAGACACGAGAGAAGAAAGAGAAACACAUAUGGUCUGUUCAGAUUAUGAAUGAACUUCUAGUCCUAGAUGCCUCAUUCGACUAUGAAGACGAUGGAACACAACCCUCGCCGGGAUCAAUACCUGAAUUCUCAUCAAUUGAUUUGGAGUUACUUGCAAAGGCUCCUACACCAGAUCAUCCGGGUUCAGUACCUCCAAUUUCCAGUUUUUCAUCAGACCCUAACCAUAAUAAGGACAAGGAAAACGAGAAGGGAAAAUCAAAGGUUGAAGAAGGGAUGAUAUCAAAGGAGGAACCACCAGCAAAGAAUGAUCUUUCUGAAAAAGUGCAGAAUUUCUUAAAAAAAUUCCCAGUGGCAAUCCUAGCCACAAACACGGAUGAAAAAGUGUUAUUGUCAGUGGAUAACAGGAAGCAGGAUAUCCAUACAGGGAUGACGUCAAAGAAGGAAACUCCUAUAUUAAUCGCAGCUAAGAAUGGAAUCACUGAAAUGGUGCAGAAAAUCCUAGAAAAAUACCCAGUGGCAAUCCAAGACAUGAACACGGACAGAAAGAAUAUAGUGCUGUUAGCUGUGGAGAACAGGCAACCCCACGUGUAUCAGCUCUUACUCAAAAUAAGCACCAUGAAAGAGAGCGUCUUCCGUAAAGUUGACAAUAAAGGGAAUAGUGCACUGCACCUCGCUGCAACACUAGGAGAUCAUAAGCCCUGGCUUAUUCCAGGGGCCGCUUUACAAAUGCAAUGGGAACUCAAGUGGUAUGAGUUUGUUAAAGACUCUAUGCCAUUCCACUUCUUUGUUCGUUACAACAAGGACAACAAGACUCCAAAAGAUAUCUUCACCGAAACGCAUAGCGAUCUCGUCAAAGCUGGGGGCGAAUGGCUAAUGAACACCUCAGAGUCAUGCUCCGUCGUGGCUGCACUCAUUGCCACGGUUGCUUUUGCAACAUCAGCCACCGUACCAGGAGGCGUCAAGCCUGAUAGCGGAAUACCAACCCUCGAAAACCAGCCGGCAUUCAACGUGUUUGCCAUCUCAUCACUCGUUGCCCUCUGCUUCUCGGUCAAUGCAGUGAUCAUGUUCUUGUCAAUACUAACGUCAAGGUACCAAGAGAAAGAUUUUGGUGAAGAUUUGCCCAGAAAGCUCCUGAUUGGCUUAACUUCGUUGUUCGUUUCCAUAGCUUCGAUGCUCAUAUCUUUCUGUGCGGGCCAUUUUUUUGUUCUCAAAGAUAAGUUGAAAUUUGCUGCACUCCCCGUCUAUGCAGUGACAUGUUUGCCCGUUACUUUCUUCGCUGUUGCGCAAUUUCCACUGUAUUUUGAUCUUGCGUGGGCUACCUUUAAGAAGGUGCCACAGCGUAGCUACAAAUCGAUUCCUCAUUAGACAUUAUUAGUCUUUUCCUCUUUGCCCUGGUCCUUUCUUUAAUGUAUCCUUUGUUUCUUUCAUUUUAAUCCCUUAUUUACGGAUCAUUAUAUAUGUUUGAAUUUAGUAUC
This is a messenger RNA of Pistacia vera, 1697 nucleotides long. RefSeq lists its product as uncharacterized. The record is from RefSeq and is a predicted model, not a curated record. Gene Ontology annotation, molecular function: protein binding. Bases 1 to 1587 code for a protein of 528 amino acids. Lineage: Eukaryota; Viridiplantae; Streptophyta; Magnoliopsida; Sapindales; Anacardiaceae. The transcript has 6 exons.